This is a messenger RNA of Sinocyclocheilus grahami, 3965 nucleotides long. RefSeq names its product ELAV-like protein 3. Gene Ontology annotation, cellular component: ribonucleoprotein complex. The record is from RefSeq and is a predicted model, not a curated record. Gene Ontology annotation, molecular function: RNA binding. The transcript has 4 exons. Bases 351 to 1049 code for a protein of 232 amino acids. Lineage: Eukaryota; Metazoa; Chordata; Actinopteri; Cypriniformes; Cyprinidae.
UAGCGUUUAAUAAGGGAACCGGGUUUGGUUCGAGUGAAGUGCGCGUAAGAGACGUGGAUUUCAAGGAAGGAGGGAUGAGAGAGAGUGGGCGGAUGUCUCGCCUUUUAGUGUGGCAGUGCUGUGACAUAUCUGCUUCGACUACACUUGAAAGUUUGCACUGCUGGGAGUUUUAGGACUGUCACAGCUGUCUUGAUGCAUGCUUCUUAAUAUUUCUAUGAAAAGAAAUCCUAAACUGCAGCUCGUUGUUUUGUGUGUGUGUGUGUGUGUGCGUGAUGUAGGUGUCCUAUGCCAGACCAAGCUCAGCUUCUAUACGUGAUGCCAACCUGUACGUGAGCGGGCUGCCCAAAACCAUGAGUCAGAAAGACAUGGAGCAGUUGUUUUCCCAGUAUGGAAGGAUCAUCACUUCACGCAUCCUGGUAGACCAGGUCACAGCAGGUAUAUCGCGCGGAGUAGGCUUCAUUCGGUUCGACAAAAGAAAUGAGGCCGAGGAAGCCAUCAAAGGCCUGAAUGGUCAAAAGCCGCUGGGCGCCGCCGAGCCCAUCACCGUGAAGUUCGCCAACAACCCCAGUCAGAAGACGGGACAGGCCUUGCUUACCCAGCUUUACCAGACAGCUGCUCGCCGCUUCACAGGCCCUCUGCACCACCAGACUCAGCGCUUCAGACUCGACAAUUUACUAAACGCCAGCUACGGAGUCAAGAGCUCUCCUUCUUUCCUCCCCAGAUUCUCCCCCAUAACCAUUGACAGCAUGACCAGUCUAGCCGGCGUCAACUUGACCGGACCCACCGGAGCCGGCUGGUGCAUCUUCGUCUACAACCUGUCCCCAGAAGCCGACGAAAGCGUCCUGUGGCAGCUCUUCGGGCCAUUCGGCGCCGUCACAAACGUCAAGGUCAUCCGUGACUUCACCACCAACAAAUGUAAGGGCUUUGGCUUUGUCACCAUGACCAACUACGACGAGGCAGCCAUGGCUAUCGCCAGCCUCAACGGCUACCGCCUGGGCGACCGCGUGCUGCAGGUCUCCUUCAAGACCAGCAAGCAGCACAAGGCUUGAAGGAAGGCCUAGUCACUACUGCUCUUUAACAUGCAGGGGGAGCUACUGAGCUCCCUGUACAUUCACUCUACAUGGGCCUGGACUGAGUCUCUCUCUAACACACAUUCGACACACACACAUACACACACACACACACACACGUUUAGUUGUUUUGAGCAAAAAUACACGAGUAGAGUCAUUUUUCUUUUCUCUUUACACAACAUGCUAGUCCUUCCUAACAUUUGCCUGCAUUGAAUUAGCAGAGUUGUGAGGCGGGGCUGAGGAAAUCCAUGAGGAGGGACAGUCUAAUGAAUGUGACAGAGAAUGUCUGCAGAGAUUUAAUUUAAUUCAGGCAAAGAAAGAGAACUGGUCAAUGAAAGGAAAAAAGUAAAUCAAAUAUGUGCAAUUUACCCAAAAUCUUGCCCUGGUAACUCUCCUGUCUGGCUUCAGAGGAUGUAGUCACUUUUUUACACUUGGGCAUUUUGAAUCAGUGAUUUUUUUAAAAAGAAAAAUUAUUAAAACAGUGUUCUCGUAUAUAUAUAUAUAUUAUGAUAUAACUAUAUAUUCAACAUUUAAGGUGGUUAUAAUAGCCAAAUAUGUAAGCAUUUUAUAGAACUUUGAUUACGGUUUCCUGGCUCUACAUUUGGUUGCAACCUUGCCUUAUGGCACCACACACACCUUACUUGAGGUCCAACCCAACAGCCACUGAACAAACUGUGGAUGGUAGUCACAAAUCGAGAGGUCACUCGGGGGCCAUCACAAUCACUUCAGCACACUGAAAGACAACAUUCAUCACAGAGACACUCGCACAUAAAUGCACAUGCACAUACGCACCUCCACCGGAGGGCAUAGCAAAACAUCACAAAACAUGGCAACCUAGAAUCUCCUCAUAUCUUUCCACUCUGAGUUUUAUAUAGUUAGAAUUUAGAAUCAAUUCCACCACAUGCAGUUGUCUGUGUAACUAGGGGCAUUUCGACAGUGUUCCCAUGGCGAUGGCAUUUGGAAUUCUUUUGAAAGUCUUUCAAACCAAUUACGAAGGCCGACUGCAAAAUCCAGAACCAUAUUAGAUCAUUUUAAAGAGGUUUGAAUGGCUCGGGAAUAGGAAAGACUGUGUGUCAGCUCUUUGAGCUGCCCAUUUUAUAGUGAAUGAGCUGUUAUGAAGGUCAGGGGCCACUGGGAUUGGUCAUCCUUGGUCUUCAUAACUUCUUAGAUACAUUUAGCUCCAUUCACUAAGCAGAAUUGCAUUAUAAUUCGUUUUCCCAAACAGGUUUUAGCAGCCCUUACAUAUCUAAACAGCUACAUAUCAAGCAAAAGCAAAAAAAACUAAAACAAAUUUUGUGUACUCAUGGCCCUUUAAAGCAAGUCGCAGCCAUGAGCUACACAAAAAUUCAUCUUUUUUUUUUUUUUUAUAAAUACUCAUCUCAUAAAUUAAAAAUUCCCUAGAUACAUUAAAGACAAUGCCCAAGCUGUCCACAGCCCUGUGAUAAAACAAACGAAAACUGUUCCAUGGGGAGAGACAUUGCUGUAAAAUCGCAAAACUUCACAUUAUAUGAAGAAAAGAACUGAAAGUUGUAAAUGUGUGUUCAAAUCAAGUGACAUUUUGCUUUUCUAAAUAACGCUGUGUUAGCCAAAGAGGAUAAUGAUCUCUUUGAAAGGAUUACAUUAGAGAUUAAUAUAUUUUUAUAUAUACGGGGAAAAAAACAAGACCUUGUGCAACAUUUUUACAGAUUCUUAAAUCGUGGAAAUCUUUGGACACACCGCAUGGCUUUUAUUUUCAGAGUUUUCAACUUUGGGGAGAGAGGGCCAGUCUGCGGUGUAAGGGAGGGGAUCGGAGGGUUGGGGACUAAGACUUACAUGCAGUGAAACCAUUUCAUUUUCAAAAAUACAACAAAACAAAAAAAGAGAAACAUGUGAAACAUUUAAAAAAAGAAUCAGCAGAUAGGUACAUGUAUGCAUUACGCAGGAAAAACGACGUUACCGUUUCUCUAAAGUGAUGAAAAAAAUCAAGUGUUGCUUCAAUGGCGGUGCAGUGAAGCUCGAAAAGGCAUCACAUCAAACACCCAGAGCAUCUCAUCUUGUAUUGGCAAAAACAAAAAAGAAAAAUCACCUUAACGCUUCAGCAUGUUCAGUGCACCAAAAAAAGUUGCAAACUGACAUAAUAUAACGUAGCUGCACUUAUCAAUGUAAUCAAUUCUCACACAAUAAUCCAUAACAAAUUAUAUUCGCCAGUAUGUCAACACAACAAGCAAAUGUCUAUCAUUGUACGGUCUAGAUUUUUUUCGGUUUUGUUUAAUUUCCGCUCCACAUAUCUUCUGUAUUCCACCAUCAUAUCGUUGACACCUAAUUUUGCUCCUUUGCACAAGCACUAACCAACCAAGGGAUCUUAGCUUUGUCACUGAUGAAGGGAAAAAAGUGUGCACACACAUAUACACUUACACUUACACACAACACAUAUCAAAGUGUCUCUAAGCCUUCAACAGCAUUCCCAUUGUAUCAAAACUGUGAUACACCUUGAACUAACCCCUCUCAGUUUACGCCACAUUAACAUCGCAACACAUUUUUCUUUCGCUAACGCAACUUAUCCUGGAACUCAUCGGUGGUGUGCCCUAGAGGGGACAAACAUCCUAGACGUAAAGAUUGGUCCACUCUCUAAAAUGAGCGAUGGGGUAGAUACAGUGACCAGGGCAACCCUGUAGUGCACCUGGUGACCAUAGGGAGGUUUUAGCAUCAUCCCUCUGAGUGUCCCAACGAACUCUUUAGCUACACCACUCCCCCAUCCCCUCAGAGAGCCAAUGACAAUGGCAGGAAACAAACAUAGGCUACUGCACCGCUUGAGCAACUACAAUAAUAAUCAUUAAAAAAAAAGACAAAAAAAACAAAACAACUUUCCUAUGGAACAGUAAGUGCAAUGUGCUUCGUUUUUAUAUUGACUGAGAA